AUGCCCCAGGAAGAGUCGAAACCUAUAGACGCUCCUGUCAAUCAGGAAGCUGUCAACGAUGCCGUCCAGAACCUCAAACUGUCCGAUGAACAAUCCAAAGAAGGCGACAAGCUGAAAGAGGCCGCCGAGUCGAGCGGAGAAGACAACAACGACGAUUCGACACAAGCGCCCGCCAAAAAAUCAAAGAAGAAGAAGAUCAAGGAUGCCGUCUCAAAUCUCACCUCCUCCUCCAAGACGCCUGCUGCUCCUACUUCCGCCGAAGACCCGCUACCCGCCUCGACUGUCGACAAACUGUCCGACUCGCAGAUCAAUGCUCUGGUACAAAGCAAUCCUGCCCUGGCCCAGGCCAUGCUCAAGGGCGGUUCAUCUCUCGAUGCCCGUAGCAUGCGCGAACUUCUCAAGUCUGUCAGCGCUGCCGACCUGAUGACAGGUAUGAGCUCGGGAAAGAAUGCAAAAGAUAUGGCCAACUACAAGUUCUGGUCCACCCAGCCCGUCCCUCGCUUCGAUGAGAAGGCUGCUUCCGCUGAGAAGUCGGUCGUCGAGGGUCCUAUUAAAGAAGUCGAUCCUACCAAGGUCUCUACAAAGCCAUCUCCUCUGGUUGCCGGUUUUGAGUGGUCUGAAGUUGAUCUCUUGGAUGAGGCCGAGCUGAAGGAGGUCCAAGAGCUGCUCUGCAACCACUACGUUGAAGAUGAUGAGGCCAUGUUCCGCUUCAACUACCUCAACGAGACUCUCAACUGGGCUCUUAAGGCCCCUGGCUGGCGCAAGUCAUGGCACGUUGGUGUGCGUGCCUCCAAAUCACGCAAGUUGGUCGCUUUCAUCUCUGGUGUGCCCGUACGACUCAAUGUUCGCGGUAAUGUUAUCAACACAGCAGAGAUCAACUUCCUCUGUGUUCACAAGAAGCUCCGCAGCAAGCGUCUUGCUCCUGUUCUUAUCAUGGAAAUUACUCGUCGCUGCAACCUCGAAGGUAUCUACCAGGCCAUCUACACCGCUGGUGUUGUCUUGCCCAAGCCUGUGGCCAGCUGCCGCUACUUCCACCGUGCUCUUGACUGGGAAAAGCUCUACAACGUUGGCUUCAGCCCGCUUCCUCAUGGCAGCACUAAGAUGCGCCAGAUCUCGAAGUACCGUCUGCCAGAGCGCACUGUAACUCCCGGCCUCCGCUUGAUGCGUGCAGAAGACGCCGACCAAGUCACAGACCUGCUGCAACGUUACAUGAAGCGUGUCAAGAUGGCUCAAGAAUUCAACAAAGAAGAAGUCCUGCACUGGUUCGUCGACAAAGAGACCGACCCAAAGAGCAGCAAGCGUGUCGUCUGGACAUAUGUCGUCGAAGAUAACAACAAGAAGAUCACCGACUUCUUCAGCUUUUACAGCCUGGAAAGCUCUGUGAUUCAUAACGCUAGCCACCAGAGCACAAUCCGCGCUGCCUACCUCUUCUACUAUGCUACCGAAAGUGCCUUUGAAAAACAAAACGACGAGGAUGAUGUCCUCAAGGCCCGUCUCAACUUGCUGGUCAAGGACGCCUUGAUUCUCGCCAAACAGGCCAAAUUCGACGUCUUUAACGCCCUCACACUCCUCGAUAACCCUCUCUUCCUUUCCGAUCAAAAGUUCGGCCCUGGAGAUGGUCAACUCCACUAUUACCUUUUCAACUACCGUACCGCUGACUUGCCUUCUGGUGUCGACUCCAAGAACCAAGUCGAUGCUAGACAGCGCGGUGGUGUGGGUGUUGUCAUGCUGUAG
This is a messenger RNA of Aureobasidium melanogenum CBS 110374, 1734 nucleotides long. Its product is annotated as Glycylpeptide N-tetradecanoyltransferase. The record is from RefSeq and is a predicted model, not a curated record. Gene Ontology annotation, biological process: N-terminal peptidyl-glycine N-myristoylation. Gene Ontology annotation, molecular function: glycylpeptide N-tetradecanoyltransferase activity. Gene Ontology annotation, cellular component: cytoplasm. The coding region runs from base 1 to 1734 and encodes 577 amino acids. NCBI's taxonomy places the organism in Eukaryota, Fungi, Ascomycota, Dothideomycetes, Dothideales, Saccotheciaceae. The transcript has 2 exons.